This is a messenger RNA of Periconia digitata, 221 nucleotides long. NCBI's taxonomy places the organism in Eukaryota, Fungi, Ascomycota, Dothideomycetes, Pleosporales, Periconiaceae. The record is from the annotation of a GenBank genome assembly.
ACAUGACUUUCUUUUUUGCAUUUAUUAUUUUGCAAGGGUGUUCCCUUUCUUGCCUGCUCGCCUCCUUGUCUCAAAGACACAACUUUGAUAUUGGGAUUCAAUGUCGGCAAUAUGGGCAAGUGAUGCAUGCUGCACUCAUUGGUCUCACACGUCUCUCAUCUCCCUCUGCGCGUGAUGUUACGCUAGUUUUUUUCUUCUCUCAUUCCCCAACGCCCCCCUAG